GCGUCGGGCUCGUCGGGAGUCUGUGCGUGUCUUCGUAACGUCUUAACGUCAAACUCGACGUGCGCGAAUAUCGUAAGUAGAACGUGGAUGCAGAUGAAUCGGUGGACCCCCCCCCCCCUUUCGCCAAACUUGGCUGAAUGAAAGUGAAUUAUAAUAAUUUUCCACGGGUGUUCGAGGCGCUAAGAUUAGUAUCGGGAAAAUUAAUUCUGUCGCUUGUCAAAAUAUAACUCACUCUCUGACACAUAUAAGAUUCUCCUUCUACUUGACGAGAUUCUUUUUUAAACGUAGUUUUGAUGAAAUGGCAGGAUGUUCGAUCUUAGGAAAAAAUUGACGAGGUGCCAACUACUCAAUUAAACUCCCCAAGAUAACCAUAAAAUCUAUAUCAUCAGAUUAUACGGAUUAGCUACUUACAAAAGCUGGAAGCCUCUUUUCUGAUAAGCGGAUUUCUGAUAGCUUUGUCAACAUUUCUUACACCCCCUUCAACGUUCUAAAUCGAUUAACUUUUAUCUGAGAGUACAUAAUUUCAAGAGCUGGAAACUGUCUCGAUUACUUUCCACAGAGAAAAAUUAGCCCGAGUGAAACUGCACGUUUAGGGUUCCUCAAUCUGGAAAAAUCUCAAGAGUCUGUGACGAUCUCAUAAGAGUUGUGCAACUAUAUAUGGUUUGCGCAUAAAGCUUUCGUGAGUUUUCGGUGCGGCGGUGAAAAUGUGGUUUUGUUUCGAGUGAAACGUCCGGACAGUUUGAUAUGAUAACCUGAUUUUCCUCGUCAAAAGUCUCCCUUGCAGCGACUGCGUUAUACGAGAAUGUCGAAAGUGAUCGAGCUGCCUCGAAGCCAAGGGGACGGGCAGCGUCAGGGAAAGCCUCGGAACUCGAUGGACAUGUACCGGCCGACGGCCAAAGAGGUCCUCCAUGGCCUCCUCAAAUUCCAAUCGCACCAAAACCAUUGCAACCACUCAAACCAUUCCGGCUGUAACAAUGUUAACCAAAACACCCCGCUGAUGAGGGAGGACAGCCUUGAGUCGCAGAGCUCUCAGCCGGGCUCUCCUGUGCUGUCCCAGAGAGCCCUCUCCGGCCAAAUCACCACUGCCAACAAUUUGCCCAGCCCUGACGAGAAGGAGGAGGAGGAGGAGGAAGAACUACCUGUCGUUUAUUCAUCUGGAUGCCUGCUACCUCCAACUGCAAAUCCAUAUGACAAAUCACAGAAAAUAAAAGAGGCCAAUGAGCAACUUGAAAAGUCGAUGAGGAAGGAAAAGAAGAGGAAGAAGAAGAAACAAAGCAGAGAGGUUCAUUUCAACAGUGUGAUCAAAAUGGAGGAUGACGAAGUUGCUGAUUCUACUCCGCCACUAACUCAAGAUGAGUCAAUGGCCAACUGCAAUUCGAAGACCAGCGAAGAGCAGACCCCAAAAAUUGACCCCACAAAAAAUGACCAGAGAAUCGAUCUAGAUUGCACGCCAUCAAGAGUCUCCAGUGCCAUGCCUACAGGCGACCCACCAGCACCCAAAAAAUUAGAACUUCACCGAUCAGUCAGUUCGGAACCAAACUUUAAAACCAUUUCGAGUGAGACCGGGUCCACGAAGAAAGGCACCCCUAAAACUGGUUCGGAGGACGAGGAUUCUGAUGUGUGCACCGGAAGAACCGGUCAGGGUUCUCCCAAGAAAGUCAAAGCCAAAACUAACCGAGAAAAAGUCAUGGAGUACCUUACAUAUCCUUUUUUCAGAUCCACCCCAAAACCACGCUUCGAGCAGGGGCGAUGUCGGCCUGAACCGGUCGGGCGAAGUCUGAGCGAGCCAGGACCGGUAGAUCACAUGAUCUCAUCCCAGUCAGUCCUCAGUUCGUGACCCCCGGAGGAUCCGGAACCUCCCGAACUCGAGCAUUCCGUUAACUCCGGAGACACCAAGCCGGAGGAAACACUCCUCGCCGAACAAGAACCAGAGCUAAACAGAGUCAAGUUAAGGGAUAAAAUCUGCCGAACCCUCCAGAUCCUCAUCCCACAUUCCGCGGCCAAAGAGGGAUUUUCGAUCCGGAGAAAGAACUCCGAAAAAAUCGGGCAGACGUGGAUAACUCCGGAAUCGCUGACUUGUUCCGGAGUGCCGCAAAACGACCCGGGCCUCUUCGUGGGCUACAAUAUACUGAACAAGUACAAUUUUAAUUAUUUCAGGGACAAUUUGAAAAAACUCUCAGUUCGCAACCCUGCGUUCAACAACUACCUCGAAACGAUCAGUGAGCAUGAUGAGUCGAAACAAACAGAGGUAGAGACGGAGACGACGCCACCUGAAACGAAAGAAUCCUCCAAUAAAGUAAUCCAAAAUUCCGGAAUUUCAGUUUCAAAUCUUCCGGAGAACAAUUUUCCUAA
This is a messenger RNA of Bemisia tabaci, 2352 nucleotides long. RefSeq lists its product as uncharacterized. Lineage: Eukaryota; Metazoa; Arthropoda; Insecta; Hemiptera; Aleyrodidae. The record is from RefSeq and is a predicted model, not a curated record.